ACGGGAGAGUGGAGGGGAUUUCAGAUUUUGAGUUUGUUCCUCAUGAUGUUUCCAUCCUGAGCUGUGAUGGUGGUGGUCGUUGCUCAUUUCUAGGGUCAUGUUUGUUUAUUUUGAUGAAAAAAAGCGGACUGAUUGUGUUUGAGGCAGCCGUGGAAGUAAACACUGGAUGAAGAUGAGUCAAGUGGAAGCAGAGGAGAGCAUCAUGUCUUACCUGUCACAGAGUGAGACUGACACCAGCCUCAAAGACUUGAAUGUAGUUGCCAUGCUCCAUAACUUCUGGGAGCAGAGGCAGACCGGUCAGUUGAACGGUUCCUCCAGUGAAUCAGAUGGCUCUGUUGGGGGAGCAGCCGUCCACACAGAGAGCUUGCUGCUGUAUGAGUCUGCACCGUCCCCUGGUCCUCCAUACAUCUGCUAUGUGACCCUGCCUGGAGGAAGCUGCUUCGGUAACUAUAAGAUGUGUGACACUCAAGCAGAGGCUCGGAGGGACGCAGCUCGCGUGGCUCUGAUGAACUCUCUUGUGAACGAGCUGCCGUGUCGACGCAUCAACCCUCAGUUCAUCACUCAGAGUUUGCAGCAGGCGGCCACAGACAGCGCUGUCACGAUAGAGGAUGCUUGUGAUUCAGGCACCAGUAUAGGAACCUACAGUGUGCUGCUCCACUCGUACAAAGGAAGGACAAUGCUGGAGUUUCAGGAGAUGAUGAUAAUGUUCCAGUUGUUGCAGUGGAACGGGACACUGAAGGCUCUGAGGCGAAAGCAGUGCUCUCGCCAGAGUGUGAUUUCUUAUUACUCUCAGCGAGGACUUGAUGAGUACAUGCGCAGCAGCAUGGCUCUGGAUUGGCUCGGACGGGAGCAGAGGUCACCGGGGCGACUCGGGGAGGAGCUGCAGGUGGCGCAGAGGGAGCUGGUAUUGGCCCGCCGUCGAGGCAUAGAGCUGCGAUUCUACAAGGAAAAGACAGAGAUACUUAGCUUGGCUCUGAGUCAAGCAUACAUUCACUACACACCUGAGACUUUCAGCGAGGCACCGAGUCAAACAUACAAGCAAGAACAACUUCCUUUACACACAUUGUACAGCCAGAACACAGACGUCCAGAUAACCCCACCCUCCAGUCCUUCACUAACCCUCCAUAAAAACACAAAGCAAACAGUCUGUCACAACUCUAGCAAACACAUGCACACCUAACAGUCCUUCACCGGGCUCACAGCAAACUGUGCCUUGACUUUGAAUAGACUGAAGCAGAAGGUAGAGGAUGGACUUUGUCUCUGUAGAUGAGCUCAAACUCUGCCACUGGAGAUGUGACAUCUGUGUAAACAUCAGAAUUAUGUUACAAAUUGUGUUAAAUUGUGUAGUAAACGUGUUAUAACACUCUUUUUUGACUCUAGAACAAAGACUUUAACAUAGAUAGUGAAUUUACAACUAUAACCAAUAGAAACACAGCAUUCAAAUUAUUUAAAUGUAUUAGCAGGAACUGUAGUUGAACUGUAGCAGUGACCAUCUCUCUAUUUUUGUACGAAGAGCACUCUACUUUCCUGUUUUAGCUUUUAUACUGUGUAUGUACAAUUAUGUUGUCUUUUUGCAAAUAAUAUUAUAAUACACUAACUUAAUAUACAGGAGUUUUAAAAUCAUAUAUUUAGCCUUUGAACUGCUUCAUCUACCUGCAACUCAGUACUGCCUCACUCUUCCUUUCUCCUUCUCUGUUUAGCAUGUCAUCUGGCGUGUCAAUUUGCUAAAAGGAAAUUACUUUCCAGGAUCAUUCAGGAUAGUGACUGGCUGUGUGACAUGUUACAUGAUUUGUUUGCCGGAUGCUCUGAGACAGAGAGUCUGUUAUGAUUGUCACACACAUUUAUCUGAUAAUGUCACAAAGAAACUGGAUGUAAAAUACAAUCUGGCUUGUAUGUAUCAAGGAGAUUAAAGGGUGGCUGGUCACGUCAAAUGUAGCUGUAAUUAUAAGAACUAGCCCAUACUAUGUUCCUCAUGAUAAAAAUGCAUACAGACUAAAAGCAUUUGAUUAUCUUUGGUUUGGUUGCGCUGUGGAAGUGAAUGCAUUUUAAAGGGAAAAUGUUUUGUUGUUUUAAUCAUUGUAAUAUACAUUUGUAAAUAAAUAUUUUUCUGUGUCUCAUGA
This is a messenger RNA of Cottoperca gobio, 2120 nucleotides long. RefSeq names its product protein limb expression 1-like. The coding region runs from base 167 to 1180 and encodes 337 amino acids. The transcript has 6 exons. NCBI's taxonomy places the organism in Eukaryota, Metazoa, Chordata, Actinopteri, Perciformes, Bovichtidae. The record is from RefSeq and is a predicted model, not a curated record. Gene Ontology annotation, biological process: autophagosome maturation. Gene Ontology annotation, cellular component: cytoplasm.